AUGAUGACCUCGACCAGACCCCGUGAUGUUGGCGGCGGCAGCAGCUUUGGAAGCCGUCGUGGCCACGGGAGCCAACUGUCCAUCUCCGAUCCGAGCCACCACGUCACUGAAGCCAUAGGCACUAUGUACAAGGAAGAAGACGACGAGUCGGGUGUCGAGGAUAACAACACCAAUACCAACUCCCGUCCCCUGAGCUUUAUCGCCGCGGCCUACGGCGGCGAGCAGCUGGAUACAGCCGUCCCCCAACACGACGAGCCCAGCAACGAGGACCGCCUACGCCUAGUGCGCACCACUUCGGACCAGACCUCCGCUGCCAGCUCUCCAGCCGACGCUUCGCUCCCGACAAACGGAACCGAUCCGGCCGUCAGUCUCAGGAAGGCACAGACACUGCCUGCCAAUCUCGCCGGCGAACAAAGCAGGCUGAAACCGUCCUUGCAUCCUCUGAACACCGGUCCAGCCACGCCGACCUCGCCGACCUUUGCCAACACCAACUUCGAGAACCCUAAUGACAUCGCUCAGGAGUUGAGCAAUCUGCAGGCCCUCCGUCGGUUGUCCAUGGACGUCAGCAACACCACCGACCCCGAUUUGCUCCAGUUUUCGAAUGUUUCCAUCCUCGAUAUGGCUGCAAGACCGCCGUCUGCCGAAGAUGACGAGGCAGACCCAUCCCGUUUGCUUUGGGUGCCCGCGCGGGUACACCCGGAGCUCGAGCCCACUGCGUUCAAGAAUUUCCUUGAGAAGAGGGUACAGCAGAUGCGUCGCCGGUCGGGCGAGUCGCUGCUCUCAGUAGACGGCUUGGAACGCAAUAACUCGGGCCUGCGCAGGAAGAAGUCGAUGCUUCGUCGCGAGAUUAAUCCUAAUACUGAAAAUGGCGACACGUAUGUGGAUGGCGCAGAGAAGCUGGCGCGGAAGCGGUCACUAGCCGAGCAGCGCAUGCCGGAGCUCAGCCUGUCGGAUUUGAUGAGUGAUCCGGAGAAGGUAGUGCAGAAGCUCGCGCAGAAUGCGUCCAAACAGUGUACAGACGAUGACAGUCCGAUUCUUCCGGUCGCCCCUGGCACGGGGCUGCGCCGAUCGACCAAGACGACAUAUCGAAAGGGAGGUAGUCAGAGAUACGGUGAUCGUGCACCGUUUGCGAAACGGCUUGCUGCCAGGCAACAACAGUCGCAAGGCCAAAGCAAGGAGGAACCGCCGCCGCCAGUGCCACCUCUGGACCCGUCCAUCGGGAAGCCGUUGACCCGCGUGAACUCGGAGCCGGUGUCGCUGGCAGAGAACUACUCGCAGCCAACGCGAGAUCUCAGGAGACAGCAGAACUUCUCUCGAGACUCGCCUGCGGGCACGACAUCACCCCCACCACCAGAGAAUCAGGAGCCAGAGCUAUCUGCAGCCCCAGCGAAGCCCUCAUCUCCACCCUCUACUCACUCUUUGCCCGUUAGAUCAUCCUCUCCAUCACCAGCCAACCGGACGCCCGUCCCUCCUGCUGCAACUGCUGCAGCUCCUGUCCCAUCCAUCGUCGAGACGCCGCCGGCCGAAGAGCCAACUAGAUCAGCUGCUGAACCGCCGAAAUCGCCACCCCGGAGAGCUCAUCCGCCACCUCAGCAGCCCCUCUACCCCGACAAGCCCCCCGUUGAUGCUCCACCUCCCAGGUCGAGCAAACGGCCUCCUCCUAAGCCUAUUCAGCAGUCAUCGCCUAGCCCUCAGGGUAGUGAACUCAAGAGAACCCCUUCUAGCACCGCAGAAGCGCUCAGUGAGAUCAGGCAUCCCCAGCCACUACCAGGCAGUGCCAACUCGACUACCAGCAGUCUUACAUUUAUCCCGACGUUCGACACAAUCCCUGACCGCAAGCCCGAGAAGAAAAAGGACAAGGAUGAGACGGAUAGUAUCCUCUCAGUCAAGUCUACCUCGAGCUGGAAGUGGUUCAAGAGCGACGACAAGGAAAAGAAGAAAAAGGAGAAGGAGAAGGAGAAGGAGAAGGAGAAGGAGAAAGAGCGUGAAGAGCAGGCUCGCAGGGCCAAGGCCAAUGCUGCUCGGCAGGAUGCCGUACCCCCUCUCGAAGUCCCCAAGGGUCGCGAGAGCCUGCGCCUCGACCGCGACAGCAUCGAGAUCCCAGACGAGCCAAGCGGGAAGAAGGGUUCUAACCGCAAGACAAGCGAAAGUAAAAAGGACGGUUUCUUCGGCGGCUUGUUUGGCGGUUCCAAAAAGAAGUCUGACAAAGACCAUUCCCACCACGGCCACAAAAAGAAAGACCGCGACCGCGAUCGCGAUCGGUCCUCCGCGCCCGAAGCUCACUCCGCACCCCGCGUCCUGCGCCCGGAUAUUGAUUAUCCUUGGACACGCUUCCCGCUAAUCGAGGAACGCGCCAUCUACCGCAUGGCACACAUCAAGCUGGCGAACCCGCGCCGCCCGCUGCUGAGCCAGGUGCUGCUGAGCAAUUUCAUGUAUUCUUACCUCGCGAAGGUGCAGGCCAUGCACCCGCAGCUGCAGAUCCCGACUAGCCCGCAGCAGAAGAAGUUGUUGGAAGAGUCGCGAAAGAAGCAGGAGGCUGCGUUGGCUGCACAGAGGGAGAGAGAGCAGCAGUUGGCUAUGCAGAUGCAGAUGGAGCAGCAACAGCAGCAGCAGAUGGGGAUGGACAGUGGGUAUGGGGGGUUUGAAUACCAUCGGUCUGCCCCUGGAUACGGCGACGCCCCCAUCCCGCAACAGCAGCCCAGUGCUGAUAAUGACGUGUAUGGAGACGACCCGCAGCAGAUGUAUGCUGCGUACGAUGACCCUAUUGACGGUUCCGCUGGCGUCGCGGACUUAAGUCUGGCGCUGCAGGCUGGGCCGAACUAUUAUUACACGCAGGAUCCUGGAGUUGGGGUAGGCAUUGGAGUUGGGUAUGCGGAUGAUGAUGGGGAUGAUGGGGGAGGGAUGGUCCAGGGACAGCACAGACAGGGACAGCAUACCGCUGGACGAAGUGACAUGUGGUAG
Molecule: messenger RNA, 2961 nt
Organism: Thermochaetoides thermophila DSM 1495
Lineage: Eukaryota; Fungi; Ascomycota; Sordariomycetes; Sordariales; Chaetomiaceae
Exons: 3
Coding region: 1-2961 (986 amino acids)
Biological process (GO): establishment of cell polarity; positive regulation of G2/M transition of mitotic cell cycle
Cellular component (GO): cytoplasm; cell septum
Source: RefSeq, a predicted model, not a curated record